AUGGUUGCACUUCAGGCGAUCGCUGCAGCUCUUCUUAUCUCAUCAUCGCUGGCGACCUACAUUGGGACUGCUUCUCAGAGGCGCGGCACGGUCGCGUACUAUGACCCCACCAACGGCGGCGGUUCCAUGUUUGACAAUGCAAACGAUGGUUAUGGCGAGCCUCUUAAUGUGAUUAUCUCUGGCUUGAGUUCACCAGAAGUGCUCAAUGAGGAUGGCAUCAUCAAUUUCGCUCGUGCAAUCGGAUUCUCCAUCGAAUGCCUUGGAAUACAUCUCGGAGCUCCAAUGAGUGCCAACCUAGGAGAUGGUAACGGUUGGGUAAAUCAGACGAUUGAGUUGCGCGAAGAUUACGGUAGCGCAGCCGCAGGGACCUGUCUUGAGACUCUCAUCGGCGGAAACCACUUCAGAGUCUUCGUACAAAAUGGCACAGAAGCUGACAGCGGCGCAUUAUUCUUGGCCGUAUCGAGAGAGGAAGAUGUAAUAGAGGAUCAUACAAUUGUUCCAAAUGGCUAUGAUAUUGGCCGCGACGACUUCUCCGCUGCAGCUAUGGGUACUACCAGCUACAAUGGUGUAACUUACAAUACAGUUGCCGAAAACAUUACUGGUUUGAUGCCAGCCGGUAGUACGGGUGUAAAUCAUGGUAUCGCCGUCGAUGGAAUUGUCACUCUGCUGACCGUGACGAUCGAGUGA
Molecule: messenger RNA, 687 nt
Organism: Fibroporia radiculosa
Lineage: Eukaryota; Fungi; Basidiomycota; Agaricomycetes; Polyporales; Fibroporiaceae
Exons: 7
Coding region: 1-687 (228 amino acids)
Source: RefSeq, a predicted model, not a curated record